Messenger RNA from Anguilla anguilla (European eel), 1131 nucleotides. Its product is annotated as protein-S-isoprenylcysteine O-methyltransferase-like. Gene Ontology annotation, biological process: C-terminal protein methylation. Lineage: Eukaryota; Metazoa; Chordata; Actinopteri; Anguilliformes; Anguillidae. Bases 6 to 938 code for a protein of 310 amino acids. Gene Ontology annotation, cellular component: endoplasmic reticulum; membrane. Gene Ontology annotation, molecular function: protein C-terminal S-isoprenylcysteine carboxyl O-methyltransferase activity. The transcript is spliced from 5 exons. The record is from RefSeq and is a predicted model, not a curated record.
UAUCUAUGGUGGUCGCAUUGAGAAACCUCGCGAUGUUCAGAGAGACCGCACUUUCCAACAUGGCAGGUAGUAAGACCGUGUUAGAGGGGCGAGUUAGUAUAAAAAGCUUCAUUUUGGGAUUCUGUGUUAUUUUAAUUCCCAUUAUUUCAUCGCUGACGUCCCACGUUUCCUGGGUAUCAGACUAUCUAACCGGUGCAGGGGGCAAAGUGACUAUUGCUGUAUAUCUGGUGGUGAUUAACAGCUUCUUGCUUGUCGUGUACAAAGGACCUAUUUAUAAGGUUGCUGUGCGGGCUUGUUUUCUUGGCUUUACCUUUGGCUGUGGUCUGCUGAUCAGUUUGAGUCAGACAACAUGGACACACUUUGGCUGGUACAUGUGCUCCUUGUCCUUCUUCCACUACUCUGAAUACUUGGUGACGGCCAUGAUUAACCCCCAAAGCCUGUCCUUAGACUCUUUCCUCCUCAACCACAGCCUGGAGUACAAUGUGGCUGCUCUGUCCUCAUGGCUGGAGUUUACUGUGGAGGUGCUUCUGGUCCCAGAGCUGAAGCAGUGGCGCUGGCUCAGUCUGAUGGGGUUGCUGAUGGUGGUGUGUGGGGAGUGCCUGAGGAAGUCUGCCAUGCUGACCGCUGGCUCCAACUUCAACCACAUCGUCCAGAACGAGAAGGCCCAGAGCCAUGUGCUGGUGACCACUGGGGUGUACUCCUGCUUCAGGCACCCCUCCUAUGUGGGCUGGUUCUACUGGAGCAUCGGCACGCAGGUGGUGCUCUGUAACCCUGUGUGCGUGCUGGGCUACACGUUGGCCAGCUGGCGCUUUUUCCGGGAGCGCAUUGAGGAGGAGGAGAUGUCGCUCAUUCUCUUUUUUGGACCAGAGUACUUGGAGUACAAGCAAAAGGUGCCUACAGGCCUGCCCUUCAUCCAGGGCAUGUGUUUGGAGCCCUAAACUGACUGCAGGGGAAGUGAAAAAGAAAUGAUAAUAUAUUUGAAUAAACAUGCCAAAGCCUCCUCAGGCCGGCUCUGAGUUGGGGGCAGCUGGCAGUCUAGUGACACUGUGGCUCUGCCCCCUGGCUGCAUGGAGGUCCCAGUGCCUGCGCCAGGCAACCAGAGACACUGAUACGCUGAGCACUGUAGAGCCC